This is a messenger RNA of Pocillopora damicornis (cauliflower coral), 2441 nucleotides long. RefSeq lists its product as uncharacterized. NCBI's taxonomy places the organism in Eukaryota, Metazoa, Cnidaria, Anthozoa, Scleractinia, Pocilloporidae. The record is from RefSeq and is a predicted model, not a curated record.
UUUUACCACCUGCCGUCAAAUUCUAAAUUUUUCUUUGACCACUAGUUAGAAAACUAAAAGAAACACGAUGAUAAGAGAAGACUUUCGAGUAGACGAACAGUACGUGAACAACUUGUAGGGCAGACAAAGUUGGGUUGUAGUUGUUUGAUGAGGAGAAAGAACUAAGUAGAACAGACUAUCUUGAGAAGAAAAAUAAAUUGGAAAACUGAGAAGAAAAAGGAAGUCCCAGGAGGAAGCGUACGGAAAGGAGUGUACAAGACUCUUCAAAAGUUGAAGGCUCGUGAUAAAAGCUGGAAGAUAAGCAUUUCGCAUUUGAUAAGUCUUAUUGAAGGCACGGGUCACGGACUAAUUGAUCGUUCCCUAAAUAUCACGCGUCACGCUCUAACUCUGCGCUGCCCUCACGCUCUCUCUCCCAAAGGACCGCUUUUCGGCAUAAAUAAAUUUUGACAGGAAGACUAUUGUGCUGCUUUGUCAGAACUUAUUCACGCUCUUUUAAACAAAACGUUGAUAAAUUGGUUUUUAUACGCAUUUCAAUAACUAGCUUGAAAACUGUCUCAAUCCUCUUAAAUCAAACAAAAAUAAGCUGAUCCGAGGUGUCAGCCAGUGCAAAUGGAGUCGGCGCUCUGUACAUCCGUUGUUGACCUUCUUACUGAAUGAGCUGUGCUUUGCACACAAUAUAAUCUAUAGAAAUUUGAAUAACGAGCAGACUAGUACCGCCGAAGGGCAAAUACGCACAUUAUGGUGUCAACCAUAAUUAGCUUUCAAUUUCGACUUUAGCCAAGGUAAAUAUUUUACCCGAACUUCUGUUCUUUGUAAAAUUGUUACCAGGUCUUCUCGAGAGUAAAAGACAAAGAACGCUGUCAUAGGAAAGUGCUGGAUUCUCGCUGCCCACAAGUUGACAAACAGAGCUUUACAAACUCGCAGUCAUGUAAAUAUGACUCAUGGCUCUUCUGUUUACUCCCACGCCUUGAUUUCCGAGAUAAUUUCUCACCGAAGCGGAAAUCCACAAGCCCUUGUAGCGCAAACAGCCAGCCACGAAUAUUCCAAAGCGACUGUGCCUAUCUCGGCUUGCCCGUACAUUGACUGCGAUACUAAAGUGCGGUAAUCUGUUUGUUUGAUUGGACACUUCUCUUUAGAUCUGGUUUGUAAUAACAGUAUUAGAGACACUGCUUCACUUGAGACCUUUGUUUUGGUGUAACAAAGCGAUUUCCAAUGAAGCCUACGAUGGUUUUGACUGACGAAGACAUCCAACGAAUUAGAGAGUCUUUGGCUAAGACACUCACACCUCGUCAUAAAAUUGUUAUCGCCCCAUGCUUGGCUGAGGUAUUAGUUUACAAGAUUCGGCUCAGCAUUCUACGACGACCAACUAAAGAGAAAUGGAGUACUGUCGGCCGAGGAGUAAUUGCUUUAAUCUACAAUACCGACAGCCUUGGCCAAAGGAUUGAAGUCUGUUUGACCUCCCUGAAAACACGCGCAGUUGUGUGGAAAGAGACGGUAGUUGCAGACUUAACAAGGAUCGAGUCACCUCAGCCAACUUUUCACACUUUUAAUAGUACUAAAAACUUUAAUGAAAAGGCCGGGAUUCGCUACGAAAAUGAAACAAUUGCGAGACUUGUUCUUCGGGCUCUGAGCGUGUUUUCUUCUCAAUCAAAAUCGCUUAGUAAAGAUGCAUCAAAAGUAUCUGGACAUAAGCCGGCUUCAAGGUCACACUCGUUCAAUGUCGCCCCGAGACCAAGGCAUCCUCGCGCUCACGAAUCUGCUUUUGAAAGGUGUACAGUUGCCUUAUCGAAUAUUCAGAUACAGCAAGUGUUCAGCACCGAAAGACGACAAUUAGCCGAACGACAAACAGCGACACUGUUUGAAGGAAAGACUGCGUCGCAAGAAAACAAUCGACGUCUCGUCUCUAUAACUGAGGGGUGCGAGAAAACCAUGAACGACAUCAGCCGCUUUGAAAACCCAUCCAACAAACUUUUCACCUGCCAACCGCGGCCCGUACACCGCAGUUUAAGUUUGGUUAGGCGAUGUACAGAACCUGUGUUUAAGAAAAGAGACUUGAUGGUCACCGAUUUAUGUACAACCGAACUUUAAAUAAGUUGAAAUCCCUUAGGAAAAAUAGAAACGCUAAAUAUGAACGACAGAAAUUUUAAACGCUGCCAUGAAAUAUGUUGUGACGGUACUGAUGUAAGUUCAAGAGCUUUGAUUUGUUAAGGAGUACAUUGCGUUGUCGACGGCGUGAAAUUUAAUAUUCAAAAUAUGAUCAUGUUAAACUCUGCGUGAAUGGAAACCUAGAAGACUUCAUAAUGCAGAAAAGAUUAACUGAGCAAUUAAGAAAGGAUUUAUAAUAUCUACAGAAAGAUUAGAUCAGUUUCAGAUUGUGUACAGAAAUUCUUUCCUCAAGUUAAUUUAUUGAGAAAAAUAAAGCUGCUGGUAUUUAAUUCUCA